Molecule: messenger RNA, 1713 nt
Organism: Penaeus vannamei (Pacific white shrimp)
Lineage: Eukaryota; Metazoa; Arthropoda; Malacostraca; Decapoda; Penaeidae
Product: protein anon-73B1
Cellular component (GO): membrane
Source: RefSeq, a predicted model, not a curated record
AGAAACAAAAUGGCGAUCGAUCCUUCUCUUACCGAAACUGAUAUCUUUGACGAAGUUUUGAAAUAUGGACUGUUUUUGGGCGCCAUUUUCCAGCUGGUGUGCAUAGGAGCUGUUAUAUUUGUGCCGAGUAGAGAUGACAAGAGGGAUGGAGACUCAAGUGACGAUGACGGUUCUGAUCACGGCUCCCCACACACGUCCCCCCCUCAUCGCGGUCACAACCAGCACCACCGACGCAAGCAAGACAAGAAGAAGAGACGGUGAAUUCAGCAAGAAAGGCUUCGGGAAGAAUAACUUAUGUUUGACGGAAUAGUGUUUACUCUCGGACCUUAUUGAAUCUUAAAGGGUUUAUGAUUAUUAUCAUUAUUUUUUUUCUUUCUUUCUUUUUUUGAGUGGGGGAUUACUACUUGCUAUGCUGAAAAUGGGUUGUGUCAAUUUUGGUAUACUGAUACGAUAUGUAUGAAAAUGUGUUUUAUCCAAGUGAGUGCUUGCUUUCUGAUCCGAAGGGAACAUAUGAAAUAGUAUGAAGUUCGAGAUUUAAAGGCAGCUAUUGAAAUUUACCUGAGUCCGUUUUAGCACAGGAUGAAUUGUAUGCUUGUACAGAUAAAGAGUAUGUUAUCUGAAAAUAGAUUAGCAUGAGCAUGUGGAGAGAUAUGUCGAUAGUCGUCUACUUUAUGAUUGUCAAGGAAAAAAAAAGAAUUGGGCAUUUUAAUUUUUCUUUUAAAUUUUUACUUUUUUCUUUAUAAAUCAUGCAUACAAUAUACAUUCCUUAAACUGUAGGUCACAUUUAAUUAUAAAUUAUUUUGUAUCUAUUUUCCACAGUGGUCUAUGAUCAUACUAACAGCCAAAAGCAUUCUUAGAGAAAUGCAUUGAAUAUAUACAAUUCCUGCAUAAAGCUAAUGCUCAAAAACUGAGUAUAUAUUAGGUCUUCGGGCAUAUGGCUUCCAGGAGACAUCUGCCAUUGCAUUUUUAUAUGCAAGUGAAAUACUCUUGUGCUGCAUUUUCCAAAAAUGCGGUGUUGUAGAAUUAGUUUUUUUUUUCUGUCUAACAGUUAUUUUUAAGUUUCUUUUUUGUUAGAGUAGCAGGCCUACUUAAUAUGAUACUGCAAAGAAUCCCCUACACGAUGAAGCUUUUGUAAGAUUUUACACUUGAGAACCACCCUGUUCGAGGGUAUGGCGGUGCUUUUGCGGGAAUUUGGUGUUGGGAAUACCACCCCUAUCUGAGAGAAUAAUGCCCUUUCUAACAUCACCCAUGGUUUAAUUUUCAGAUCCCGCAGGACAAGUAUAGACCUACUUGUAUUAACUUAUAAGAUUCAUGGGCUUACUCUACUGUGAUUUCAGAUCUGAAUAGAUGUAUCUUUAUGUUGAAUGUUAGCAUUUGAUUUUAUUUAUGUAUUUUAUGUAGUUUGGUUGUUUGUGUAUAUUUAACAUGCGAUCAGGUUGGAAAUUAAACCUAGAAUUUUCAAUGGAGUUUUGAUUAGGAAUUUUAUAUCUUUUCUAAUUAGAUUUCUUAAGUUUUAGUUGAUCUGAAUUAUAAGUCUGAUCUUGAGAAGUUUAUUCAAACAUGAAGGAAUUGAAUCUUGUUGGUGGUUUCGCUGCAGUUCUGUCUUUGCUGGAAAAUGUAGUUAGAUUUUUGUUUGUUUGUAACAUUCCAAACAGCUGUGCAAUACUACUUCAAUGUCUUUUUGCAUUUUUAAAAUAAAAUGAACCAAUUGCA